This is a messenger RNA of Penicillium diatomitis, 843 nucleotides long. Its product is annotated as putative plasma membrane ammonium transporter (Ato3). The record is from RefSeq and is a predicted model, not a curated record. Gene Ontology annotation, cellular component: plasma membrane. The coding region runs from base 1 to 843 and encodes 280 amino acids. Gene Ontology annotation, molecular function: acetate transmembrane transporter activity. NCBI's taxonomy places the organism in Eukaryota, Fungi, Ascomycota, Eurotiomycetes, Eurotiales, Aspergillaceae. The transcript is spliced from 5 exons.
AUGUCCUCAGACGAGAAUAUCAGUAAUGACAAGCAAGACGCGGCCACCAUUGAGAUGCUGCGCCGCUAUCAGACUGCCGACAGCGUCUUGCUUCCAAUUUCCAGGGAUGCCUUUGAAAAGCUUUACCUGAGCCCCAAGACCCCGACGGCAGGAAACUUGCGUCGCACGUUUGGUAAUCCCACACCUAUCUCGCUGAUGGGCUUCUUGCUGGCUGCGACACCGGCGGCUAUGUUGACGAUGGGAUGGGGCGGUUCUGGUGGGAAUGGUGGCGCUAUUUUACCCGUGUAUAUCUUCUUUGGAGGCAUUGUGCAGCUCUUCGGCGCUGUGGGCGAAUGGAUCAUUGGAAACACAUUCUCCUGCGCGCUGUUCUUCACAUACGGAACAUUCUGGAUCGUCCAGGGAACCUCAAUGAUCCCCUGGUUCGCAGUGGGAACCAACUACUCGCCCACGGGUAAUUCUCUCGAGGGCAUGCAGACGCCCGAGUUUGCUGCUACUACCGGCCUCUAUUUCGCCACCCUCUCUGUCCUGACUUUCGUAUACCUGCUGUGCUCCAUCCGUACCAACGUCUGCCUCUUCCUCGCGCUUUUCCUGCUGGUCAUCACCUUUGCCUUGUUCUCUGCCACAUACUUCCAACUCUCUUUCGGUAAUGCUGCGCACGCAGCUAAGCUCCAGUCGGUUGCUGGUGGUUUCAAUUUCGCUUUGUGCUUGCCCAUCUGGUGGAUCUUCAUGGCCCAGAUCUUUGAGGCGGUCGAUUUUCCCUUCUCAAUCCCCGUCGGCGAUCUGAGUACGGUGAUUUUGGGCCGAACUCAGAAGCAGCGAAAACGCGAGGCUGAGGUUCAGUAG